AUGGUGCAGUUUCCGUGGAGCUCAUCCAAAAGCGAUGAAGAGCCGGUGUACUCGGAAGCCUUCGACAUCAGCCCAGCAGCAGCAGUUGAUGCCGUGCGGGACGAACUGGAGUCCUUCUUCACAAGGAUGCAGCAAAGGCUGGAGUCUCUCGAGACUGCGCUGAUGGCGCCGCCUCCACAGACACCAGCGAUCGCACCUCCGACCUCAAAGCCCUCAGAGGCAGUGGUGGAGCCUGUGGAGCAAGCCUCACGCGACUCUUGCAGCCUAGGCGCCCUCCACAAGCAAAGGAGCAUGCAGCCUUCUGCCAUUGUGGCAAGUCAAGGCAUGAAGUCCGCUGACGCCUCCGGCAAGGAAAAGGUAAGUGGGGACGGUUCCAACAGGCGCUAUGUCGUAUCAUGCGGGGUGAAGCAAGAUGGACAGGAGGUACGCUUGCAUGGCAGAUGGAUGGAGCUGUCAACACAGCGAGUGGACAACGUGUCCGUGGCUGCUGUGGCAGCGCGAAAGACGAAAAGGAAUGUUAUCAAGAAAAGAGGCUCCAGCGACCUCUUCCCCGCCGUUCGGGAACUCCGUGGCAUGAAGCCGAUCCUACCGGCAAGCACGUUUAAGCUGCUUUGGGAUGCACUCGGCUUCACAUUUAUUCUCGUUGAUGCUUUCACGCUGCCCGUGAUUAUCGCAUGGGAUGUAGCGGAUGACUGCCAGGUCGGCACAGGAAAUUGUAUCCUUCGGGUGGUUUUCAUACUCAGCAUGUGUUUCUGGAUUAUGGAUGUGCCGCUGAACUUUAACACGGCAUUCUACAAGAAGGGUGCGCUUGUUCUGUCGCGCGGAAAGAUCGCUCUUCACUAUAUCCAGACAUGGCUGGCUUUCGACAUAGCCCUGAUCUGCUUAGAUGUGCUGAACCUCUCGCCAACUGAGAUGGGGAGAUGGGAGGCUUUGAGAUAUGCACGUAUCGUUCGAGCUUUCAGGCUACUCAGGCUGCUGAAAAUGUCCAAGCUUCAAGACAUCCUGCAAGAAGUGGCAGCUUCGACCGGUCGUCAAUGGAUCAUGCUUGUCAUUGCCAUUGUCAAUACGACUUUCGUCAUUAUUGUCGUGGCCCAUGUGCUAACUUGCAUGUGGUGGGGGUUGGGCAACUUCGUGCGUUAUGAUCCCGACUUCGGAGCAGACUUCGGACACGAGAGCUGGAUCGUAACAUCAAAUGCGACCCAAGCUGGAGCGCUCUGGAUCGAGUACUUGCACGCAUUCCGGUAUGUCAUCAAUGCUCCAUCCCCUCCAACAGUGAAUCCCGCCAGUGGUGUCGAGAGGCUCUUCGAUAUCCUUGCUUACGUUUUCUCCCUUGUGGUCAUUGGAUCCGCAGUUUCUGCCAUUGCCGGCACCGUAAACGAGCUGAAGGCAAUGAACGAAGCCAGUGCCCGACAGCGCAGAGAGAUCCGCAUAUAUCUUACGAGCCAGAGUGCAUCCUUCGAGCUGGUUUCGCGAAUCAUGAAGUUUGUGGACUACAAGCUAAAGAAAAUGUCCUUUGCCACCUUCGACCCGACUCUAAUUUCGAGAACGCUGCAAACAGAACUAUUUGUUGGACAGCGCAGCAAGUAUUUGCAAAAAAUGCCUAUCUUCGCAUUGUGCGAUGAGCUGUUUCCUGAUGUGUUUGCAAGCAUCUGCGCUGUUCUCAGCAAGCAGAUAUACGAGCAGAAAGAGUACGUCUUCACUGCGGGGUCAUGGAACACUCAUUGCUACAUCUCCACUGCUGGACAAUUUAGCUACGUUGAUGGCUAUGACACAGAUGCUCCGCCCCUCGAGAUCCAAGGAGAAGCCUGCUUUGCAGAGCUCAGUUUGUAUGCAGAAGCCAGUAUGCACCAGGCUACGCUCACUGCCUCGACCUUCGCGGAAAUGUUUGUGCUCAAAGGUCACGACCUGGCCGACUGUGUUCGCGAGUCGCCGGGAUGUACAUCAAUGUUCUGUGAGUAUGCCAAGGAAUACAUCAGUGCAGUCAAGAAGAAGGGCUUGCAAAUACCUUUUGCAGAGCAAGCCGCGAUCUCCAAAAGCUGUUGCAAAGCGAACCAGUGCUAUCAGAUCUUGUAUCCCAAUCCGGAUCAGCUCUUCAAGAACAUCUCCGUUGCCUCCGCGCUGAAGCAGUUGAACCAGCAUAUGGAUGUGGCUUUACAGUCCAAGAGCCUUGAGUUUGGCAGGAACGAGAGCAAUGCGACAAAAGAGAGUCCGUGCCAUUCUCAAUCAAGCCGGACGUCAAGCCUCGCAGAUCCCGAUGUGGAACGAUUGCUGGAGCAAAUUGCAGAAGAGGGACUUGAUUCUUCUCGGGUCAAGGACCAGCUUCAGACCUACAUUCCGGAGCUCCACGAAGCCGUGAGCCCUCAUGUGGUUUUUGAACAAGCUGCUGAACGUGACAGGGCCGAGUCCUCCUGCAUCAGCCUGCUUGCUCUUUUACAUGACCGAUAUGACAUAUUCACCGAACCACAGGCUCCUGCUGUCCGUCUGCGUGAAGAUCAGUGGAAGGAGCUACAAGGCAUCGUGAAGCUGAUUUCAACGACGCCUUCACAAGUGCAUGCGGUACUAGUGCUUCUGUCCGUCCGAGGUCUGGGUAAAUCCAAGGCAGUCCUUAAUCAAGUUCCCAGGAGUAUGAAGCGUCCUGAAAGAGCAGUUGUGCACCUGAUGACGAACCAUCCCAAUGUGGUGCCAUCUGUCGCCUUUCUCUCAGACGAAUACCUCCUCUGCUCACAGAACUGCUUGUUCGUGCAUGAAACCUUCAACCUGGCACAAAUGAUGCAGGGCGAGAACGUCCCUGCCAACGUAGAUCAGUUGCAACAGCUCGUGCACAAGCACGGUGAACAGGUGUUCUACUUCUACAUGCUCUUCUUGCUGGGCUUCAUGAGUGGCAUCGCGGGCGGCCAUGGAUCUCGCUUCAUGACCGCUAGAAAUGCGGAGGGCUUCAUCGCUGGUCUCAAUGUGCUACGGCAUGUCUUUGAUCGCUCGCCCCAGGAUAUUUACUGGGGGUACUUGGCCUCUCGUGCCAGUUCCUUGCAGCUCCCUGCGACAUCUGCGGAAGACCUGGUGCUGGUGCGCCUGGCCUGCCUUAGCCGAGUUCAGGACGCAGACUCUUACUGGCAUCUGCGCCAGUCCUGGGAGCAGCUGGGCGUCGCAGAGAGAGCAGUGCUGACAGAGCACUUCCUCGCCGAUGGCCUACAGAGGCGAGCCUUCGUGCUGGAGUUUCUGCCGGCCUGCGUGGCCAACGCGAGAUCCAACGGACUGGUGGGCUUGACCCUUCUUAUGGAGGUACUGGUCGAGUUGCUUCAUAAUUUACGGCCCGCUGUCAACGUUGUGCCGGAGGCUGCUGCUGUGAUGAUGCUACCGGUUGACCUCGGCGACAUGAGUGAGUUCAUCGCCGCGGUGCAGAACCGAUUCGUCUUCAAGACUUGUGUUUCGAGAUGCGCGUUCAGAUUCUCAGGGACUCGAGUAAUGCUUGAGAUGACAGGUGGCAACUGGGGUCGUGUGAAUGAUCCGGACACCGACCUAACCAGCAUUGCAUAUGACAUCAAAGACAUCUUGACGAAGCAGCAGCACAUGGAGAAGAACAUGGUCCGCCGGACUGGACACGGUGGCCAUCUGAGCUAA
Symbiodinium necroappetens is the source of this 3618-nucleotide messenger RNA. The record is from the annotation of a GenBank genome assembly. Lineage: Eukaryota; Dinophyceae; Suessiales; Symbiodiniaceae.